CCUAUACUUAAUAAAUCAUGGGAACUUUGUGCGUAUUUCGAUUAAAACCGUAAACCGACCCGAAAGAGAGAAUAUAAGACACAAACAGAGAAACAAUACUGAACGAAAUUCGAGUUCGAGGAUCUCUCAGAACCCGUACAUUUGAUUCGAAACCAAGUUAUGUAUCAAUGGAGGAAGUUCGAGUUUUUCGAGGAGAAAUUGGCGGGCAAGUGCGCGAUUCCCGAUGACGUCCAAGGCAAGAUCCAGUGCUGCUCCAGUGGAAGAGGGAAGGUCGUGAUCGGCUCCGAAGACGGCGCCGUAAGCCUUCUCGACAGAGGUCUCAACUUCAAUUAUGCUUUCCAAGCUCACUCUUCCUCUGUUCUUUUCCUUCAGCAGCUCAAGCAACGGAACUUUUUGGUAACCAUUGGAGAAGACGAACAAGUUUCUCCACAGCAAUCCGCUAUUUGCCUUAAGGUUUUUGACCUUGAUAGGAUGCAACCCGAAGGGUCAAGCUCAAUUACUCCUGAUUGCAUUGGAAUCUUACGCAUAUUCACCAAUCAGUUUCCUGAGGCCAAGAUUACAUCAUUUUUAGUCCUUGAAGAAGCCCCGCCAAUAUUGCUGAUAGCUAUUGGCCUAGAUAACGGUGGCAUUUAUUGCAUCAAAGGGGACAUUGCACGGGAACGUAUCACCCGUUUCAAGCUUCAGGUGGAUGGUUCUUCUGACAAGAGCCAAUCCUCAAUUACUGGUCUGGGGUUUAAGGUGGAUGGUCAAACCCUUCAGUUAUUUGCUGUGACUCCAACCUCAGUGACUUUGUUUAGCUUACAAAGUCAACCCCCGAAACGGCAGACCCUUGAUCAGAUUGGAUCCAUUGUUAAUGUUGCAAUGAGUGAUCGUUCGGAAUUGAUAGUUGGGAGACCAGAGGCCGUGUACUUUUAUGAAGUUGAUGGCCGUGGUCCUUGUUGGGCUUUUGAAGGAGAGAAGAAAUUCCUGGGGUGGUUUCGUGGAUACCUUUUGUGUGUUAUUGCAGAUCAAAGAAAUGGAAAAAACACAUUCAACAUAUAUGACCUGAAGAAUCGAUUAAUUGCACAUAGCCUUGUGGUUAAAGAAGUUUCUCACAUGCUUUGUGAAUGGGGCAACAUAAUUCUAAUUAUGUCUGAUAAGUCAGCUCUAUGCAUUGGUGAAAAGGACAUGGAAAGCAAGUUAGAUAUGCUCUUUAAAAAAAACCUUUAUACUGUAGCUAUCAACCUUGUACAAAGUCAGCAAGCUGAUGCUGCUGCAACUGCAGAAGUUCUAAGGAAAUAUGGGGAUCAUCUAUAUAGCAAACAAGAUUAUGAUGAGGCCAUGGCUCAGUAUAUUCUUACUAUCGGGCACCUUGAGCCUUCUUAUGUGAUACAGAAGUUCUUAGAUGCACAAAGAAUAUACAACCUUACAAAUUACCUGGAAAAAUUACACGAAAAGGGGCUUGCUUCGAAGGAUCACACAACUCUUCUACUGAACUGUUAUACCAAAUUGAAAGAUGUUGAAAAGUUAAAUGUAUUUAUAAAAAGUGAGGAUGGUGUUGGAGAACAUAAGUUUGAUGUAGAGACUGCCAUUAGGGUUUGUCGUGCUGCUAAUUAUCAUGAGCAUGCAAUGUAUGUUGCUAAGAAGGCAGGGAGGCAUGAAUUGUACUUGAAAAUCUUGCUUGAAGAUCUUGGUAGAUAUGAUGAAGCCUUGCAGUAUAUUUCAAGCCUUGAACCAAGUCAAGCAGGGGUAACAAUUAAAGAGUAUGGUAAGAUUCUCAUAGAGCACAAGCCUGUUGAGACAAUUGAGAUACUCAUGAGGCUCUGCACUGAAGACGGAGAAUCAACCAAGAGAGAGGGCUCAAAUGUUGCAUACUUAUCUAUGCUGCCAUCUCCUGUUGAUUUUCUGAACAUCUUCAUCCAUCAUCCAGAGUCUUUAAUGGAUUUUCUUGAAAAGUAUACUGACAAGGUGAAAGACUCACCUGCUCAAGUAGAAAUUCACAACACACUCUUGGAGUUGUACUUGUCCAAUGAUUUGAACUUCCCAUCAAUUUUGCAAGCUGAGAAUGAUGUUGACUUAAGUCUUAUGGUAAAAUCAGGAACGCGUGUGUUGUCAAGAGCUGAGUCUAAUGGGAAAGCAGUUGAUGCUAGCAAAAACUUAACUAAGGAAAAUGACCUUUUGGAAAGGCAGAAAAAGGGGCUGCAAUUGCUAAAGAAUGCAUGGCCAUCGGAGCUAGAACAUCCUCUAUAUGAUAUUAAUCUUGCAAUAAUUCUCUGUUUAAUGAAUUCCUUUAAAGAGGGGCUUCUGUAUAUAUAUGAAAAGAUGAAAUUAUAUAAGGAGGUGAUUGCUUGCUACAUGCAAACUCAUGACCAUGAGGGACUGAUUGCAUGCUGCAAAAGAUUGGGGGAUUCAGGCAAGGGAGGGGACCCAUCUCUUUGGGCAGACCUGCUGAAAUAUUUUGGCGAACUUGGGGAAGAUUGCUCUAAGGAAGUGAAGGAAGUCCUAACCUAUAUAGAAAGGGAUGACAUCUUACCUCCCAUUACUGUUCUUCAAACUUUGUCCAGAAAUCCAUGUCUGACGAUCUCUGUCAUUAAGGAUUACAUUGCUCGAAAACUUGAACAAGAGUCAAAGCUUAUUGAAGAGGACCGACGAGCUAUUGAUAAGUAUCAGGAAGAUACAACGACCAUGAGGAAAGAAAUCCAGGAUCUUAGGACAAAUGCCAGAAUCUUUCAGCUCAGUAAGUGCACUGCGUGCACUUUCACCCUUGACCUCCCUGCUGUACACUUUAUGUGUAUGCACUCAUUCCAUCAGCGUUGCCUUGGAGAUAAUGAAAAAGAAUGUCCUGAAUGUGCCCCUGAGUACAGGUCUGUUCUAGAAAUGAAGAGAAACUUAGAACAGAACUCCAAAGACCAAGAACUAUUCUUCCAACAGGUAAAGAGUUCUAAAAAUGGAUUUUCUGUAAUUGCUGAGUACUUUGGCAAGGGGAUCAUUAGCAAGACCAGUAUUGCAACCACAGGUACAUCGCAAACAGUUAAUACUUCUUCCGCUAGCAGCUUCCAAAGUUUCCCAUAAGUUAAAUUAUACACCUGUCAAACCCAUCCAAUUUUCGAAAUAUGGGGUUUGAUUGUGGAUUUGUGUGAGUUGGAGUUUUGGUUUUGUGAGUAUUGUACUGAAAAUUGAUCUUCCUGCCCAACCUUUAGGUUGAAGCAAUUAGCUAGCUAUCAAAAAGUGAGAAAUUGUAUGGUUUCUUGAUUGUGUUAAAACACAAAGGAAGUGUUGGAUUCUUUUCUUCUUUCAAUGAGCAUGUACAAGGAUGUAAAAUUUAUUUAUUUGUUUUUUCCCCCAAGUGUGUGAAGUUAUUGUGAACAAUCUAUCAUUCUCUAUCUUCUUACAGAUGUAAUCCUUUCAAAUGCAGUCUUUAAAUAAUAUUAUAACAUGCAUAUACUUCCUUCUCUC
This is a messenger RNA of Humulus lupulus (European hop), 3435 nucleotides long. Its product is annotated as vacuolar protein-sorting-associated protein 11 homolog. The transcript has 5 exons. The record is from RefSeq and is a predicted model, not a curated record. Gene Ontology annotation, biological process: organelle fusion; vacuole organization; vesicle-mediated transport. Lineage: Eukaryota; Viridiplantae; Streptophyta; Magnoliopsida; Rosales; Cannabaceae. Gene Ontology annotation, molecular function: protein-macromolecule adaptor activity; protein binding. Gene Ontology annotation, cellular component: HOPS complex; endosome. Bases 160 to 3051 code for a protein of 963 amino acids.